AUGUUAAAAAGAAUUAUUGUCAAAAUAUGUUUCUUUAUUCUCUGCGUUUCUUGCUUAGAAGAUUUGAAUGUUAAUGAUAUUUUGAGAUCAGAUUUGAUGCCGACCGUGUUCAUUUCCGAGGAGAAUGUUGAAAGUCGUGAAGGUGAUAUGGAUUUGCUGAGUGAAAAUCGCUUAGAACCUGUAAACGGUUCUAUAGACGCAGCACUUACCACGUUGGAUUAUCACAGGAAAAUGAUGAACGAGUACCAAUGCAGGAACUACGUGGCUCAACAGAUCUUGGACGAGGUGGGCGUGGCCACGAUGACCCGCAGAGUUGGUGAAGCCUACAAUGGCCUAAGUCGUCGGAUACAAAAUGUUCCCACUACCUUCAUGUACGAUGCCGGAUCGGCGAAUUAUCAGGACUGGUUGACAAAAGUAACAGCGCUCAACGACAUUUACCAGCAUUACAACAUGAGUAUCGAGACCCACAACACCACGGUGUCCCCGCCUAUCAAGAAGGAAGCUCAGCCCAGAGACAGGUACGAGGUGGUAGAGGGAGGCGAGGUGUAUGGUGACCACGAUGUCUCCGCGUAUGAAAUGUCUAAACAUGGUGGAGGCUACGAAUACUCGAUGCCGCCGCCACAGCAGCUGUACCACCAUGAGGUGCACCAUCCGGUCCACGAGGUUCACCACGACCACCACGAAGACCACCACGAGGAAGAGUCCCACGGUCUGGGGCUGGGAGACCUGUUUGAGAUCUCGCUCACCGGUAUCGCAUUCCUGUCCUUCGGCAUGUUCAUACUGCAAGUCCUCAUGUGUAUCACCAUGAACCAGCAGCCUCCGCAAGUGAUGCAAAUGGUAGACCACGGCGAUACAGUAAACGUGGACGAUGUGUCUAGGUUCAAGCGAGAAAUCCCUCCAAUGGUACCCAAGGGGUCUCUGAAAGGCCUAAAUGAUGUGGCCAGAUACGCCCUGAUGGCGAUAAAACCCCAGUCCAAAUUAUGUCUUUACAGAAGCCUCUGCUUGGGCAACAAGCACGCGAGAGAAUCGGACGACAAGACCAAGUAUUGGUUACCGCUUUGGCAUGCGGGUGUAGCGUGGAUUCGCGGGGGUGCUCUGGGCGCCCUGCGGGCUGCGGCAUUGGGCCUGGGCGGGGCGGACUGUAAUACGGUGUAUCCAAAAAGUCGCUGUUAG
Aricia agestis (brown argus) is the source of this 1173-nucleotide messenger RNA. RefSeq lists its product as uncharacterized. Lineage: Eukaryota; Metazoa; Arthropoda; Insecta; Lepidoptera; Lycaenidae. The record is from RefSeq and is a predicted model, not a curated record. Bases 1 to 1173 code for a protein of 390 amino acids. The transcript has 6 exons.